Molecule: messenger RNA, 2020 nt
Organism: Anopheles aquasalis
Lineage: Eukaryota; Metazoa; Arthropoda; Insecta; Diptera; Culicidae
Gene: Snmp1
Product: Sensory neuron membrane protein 1
Cellular component (GO): cytoplasm; membrane
Molecular function (GO): scavenger receptor activity
Source: RefSeq, a predicted model, not a curated record
CAAACGUGAUUGCAUAGAUAAAAUAUUGUAAUGUUGGUGACAUUUUCUGUAGUGCGGUGCACAAUAGCGUUUCCACUAAUUUAAAUACAACGAUAAGAAGAAAUCUGAAGAAUUUAUUAAAUUGUUUUACAUUUGUUUGUCAACUGUAUAUCAACUUAUGACAGUGUGCUGAAAGCGAAUUUCUGAUUUUUAUUGGUUCUGAAUGCAUACGCACGAUUCUAAAUACCUAAAUUGUGCUUAUUGGGGAUAGAGUAACAUGAAAAUGGAUCUUAAAGACAAAAAUUUCAAAAAAAUCGGUGCAAUUUGCUUGUGUGUCCUUAUCGGUGGGCUGAUAUUUAGCUAUGGAAUAUUUCCAGCAAUUUUACGCUUCAUGAUAAAACAGAAUGUUUUGCUAAAACCUGGAACGCAGAUUCGGGGCAUGUUCGAAAAAAUACCUUUUCCGUUGGACUUCAAGCUGCACUUAUUCAACGUGACAAACCCAGACGAUGUAAUGCAUGGUGGAAAACCAAGAGUAAAGGACAUCGGUCCGUUAUAUUUUGAAGAAUGGAAAGAAAAGUUCGACACAAUUGACGACGUUGAAGAGGAUACGCUAACGUUUACGUUGCGUAAUACGUGGAUAUUUCGUCCGGACCUUUCAGCGCUGACCGGAGAAGAAAUCGUUACCGUACCGCAUCCGCUAUUGAUGAGCGUAUUGUUAUCAGUGCAACGAGACCGUGAAGCAAUGAUGCCACUGGUGUCGAAAGGAGUAAACAUCUUGUUUGAUCCAUUAGAGUCCGCUUUUUUGAAGGUCCGUAUAAUGGAUCUGCUGUUUGACGGAAUAUUAGUCGACUGUAGCAGCAGCGAUUUUGCAGCAAAAGCCCUCUGCUCAGGGAUGGACUCAGAGGGAGCUCUUAGCCCACACAACGAGACGCACUAUAAGUUCUCUUUGUUCGGUAUGAGGAAUCAUACUGACGCCGGAAGGUGGGUGGUGUAUCGAGGAGUGAAAAACAUUCGCGACCUCGGGAGAGUGAUUUCGUAUAAUGAUGAAACUGAAAUGGACAUUUGGGAUGGAGAUGCAUGUAAUCAGUAUGUCGGUACGGAUUCAACUAUCUUUCCUCCAUUCCUUACGAAGCAGGACAAACUAUGGGCCUGGUCACCGGAGAUCUGCCGGUCACUUGGCGCUCAUUAUGUAGAAAAAUCCAAAUAUGCUGGUUUACCCAUGAGCUAUUUUGAGCUGGAUUUCGGUGACAUUAAGAACGAACCCCAUAAUCACUGUUUUUGUCGCGAUGCACCGGAUGACUGUCCGCCCAAAGGAACGAUGGACUUAUCGCCUUGUCUGGGAGCACCGUUCAUUGCCUCCAAACCUCACUUCUACGGAGCCGAUCCAAAGCUUAUUCAAGAUGUUGACGGACUUGAGCCGAAUAAAGAAGCUCACGACGUCUACAUACACUUCGAACUGUUUACAGGGAGCCCUGUUUCGGCAGCAAAACGCCUACAGUUUAGCAUGGAAUUCGGUCCCAUCCAUGGACACGAGUUGUUUGGGCAGCUGCCUGAGUUGUUGCUGCCAAUGUUCUGGGCGGAGGAAGGAGCAUCGCUCAACAAAACGUGGACUAACCAGUUGAAGUAUCAAUUAUUUUUGGGUCUAAAGUUCAACGCAACGGUGAAAUGGCUCACAAUCAUAAUAGGAACACUGGGAACGAUUGCAUCCGGCUAUAUGCAUUAUCGAAAGGAUGUUGUGAAAACGACCGACGUUUCACCGGUCAAUGUGACUACCGCAGAGACGAGCCCAUCGUCGGCUACUGAGAAGGUUACUAACGUUUCCCUGGGGAAACAAGUUCCAGCUAUCAUCGAUGGCUUGGAAAAGCCAGCAAAAAUCUCAAUGAUACAAGUGCAUGAAAGAUAUUAGUUUACCAUUAACCGGGUUAGGUUUAAUGAUCGAGCGGUGGCAUAUUGGAUACCGAAACUCUAAUAAUUCAGACAAGAAUGCUGUUUCAAGAAUGUUUAUUCAAUCGAUAGAGGGUUGGCAGACAUCGCUCUCAAU